AUGCCGGUCGAGACGAAUCCCCGCCGAAAGCGAUGGGUCCACACGGGGGAGCCCAUCACAAACAUCACAGAUGUCCCAGAAGGCUGGACCUUCCACGAGCCUGAUCUGCACAAAGACGAUGUAAACAGCCAGAUCGAGCGCUGCCGUGAGCGCAUCAGCGACGCGAUCAUGGCUGGCAUCUUUCACCACAAACUGGCGCAUUAUUUGCAGCGCCGAAGUGAGAUGAUUGCUUCUGAGGGAUCGGGCCUGUCAUGGGCCGUUGUCCAACGCCUAGACUUCCUGAAAUGGAAGAAGAGCUGGCUGGAGCUCAACGGUGACUAUGAUGGGCAGAUGCCCAAUAUAAACGGCCUCAUGGAGGCAUACCGAGCCGGAAAGAAGUUCGAGAAGGGAAACCUAAGCUAUUGGUACCGGGGGAGUCAGGUAUAUCCUGAGAAGGAUACCGACGAGCUCGACUACUGGCAGGCAAUGCACCUGCAGAGCCGUUUCACUGGUGCCUCGGGCUUCUGGCUGGAAGGACUUGGCGUGCCCUGGUCAGGCGAAGUCAGUCUGAAGUGA
Molecule: messenger RNA, 555 nt
Organism: Penicillium antarcticum
Lineage: Eukaryota; Fungi; Ascomycota; Eurotiomycetes; Eurotiales; Aspergillaceae
Exons: 4
Coding region: 1-555 (184 amino acids)
Source: RefSeq, a predicted model, not a curated record